Molecule: messenger RNA, 747 nt
Organism: Caenorhabditis remanei
Lineage: Eukaryota; Metazoa; Nematoda; Chromadorea; Rhabditida; Rhabditidae
Exons: 5
Coding region: 1-747 (248 amino acids)
Biological process (GO): regulation of DNA-templated transcription
Molecular function (GO): DNA-binding transcription factor activity
Source: RefSeq, a predicted model, not a curated record
AUGGGACUGUGGGGUGAGAGAGUAUUUGAGGAUAGGAGUCAGUUAUGGAGAGUGACGUUGAUGGGGCAAGAGGCAACGGGCUGGAUCGUGUGGGCAGCUGGUUAUCAAGAACAUGCUGGUCUCAACCCACACGACCACUACCAUCAUCAUCAUUACCCACAUUCAUCAGCUCAUCAUACCGAAUGCUAUCAAACUCUUUCGUGUCCAUCGGAUCUUCCCAUCGAAACUUCCUACUACAACAAUAUGCCACCGACCUAUCAAGAUCUCGGACAAACUGAUCUCAGCCCUCAAUUCUGGUGUGCUGAAGUGGAUUGUGCUCACGAGAGAUGUGCCACAAGAGAAAUUCCUCACGAACAAUCUAAGAUCUUCGAAGAGAUCUCCAAGGAAUGUGAUCAUAUUCUGAACAAUUCGGACGAAUGUGAAAAAUGCAAAGUGCAACAUGAAGACGGUGCUCAUGAAGCAAUUCCAAUCAAUGAUCUCGUCGAUAUUGUCAUGCAAACUGUCGAUAAUAUCAAGAAGAAUGACUCUUCUCAAGAAGAAACCAAGAUGCUCUCCCGUAAACGUGAGCAGAAUAAAGUGGCUGCUGCCCGUUACCGUGACAAACAGAAGGCAAAAUGGCAGGGACUUUUGGAUAAAAGAGAGGCUGAAGAGAAACGAAAUGUUCGUCUCAAACGACAAGUUACUCAAUUGGAAAAAGAAGUUGCCGAAGCGAGACAAGCAUUCCUUCUGAAACUUUCCCAAAAGUAG